GCCCGCGGCAGUCUCGUGCUGGGCGUGCCCUCGCGCGCUUCUGGAAGGUUCUGAGUCGGUAUAUAAAGGAGCCGGCAGCGUCACUCAGUCUCAUUUCCAGCGACCACAGCUCGGAGACGGCGAGCAGCUCAGUAAUCCCCCAAACCGCCCAGCACGCGAGGUGAGUACCGGCCGACAGGCAUCAAGGGGGGUGUAAUCAGCUAAAGCCGGGGGGCACAGGCCUCCCACAACCCGCAGCUGUCCGUCCGUUACCCGGGAUCCUCUACAUCGCCUGCCGGGGAGAGCGGCCAGAGGGUCCUGGGAAACGGGGUUACUGGGGGUUACAAUGGGGGCUCUCCCAGGGCUGGCUGAGGGUUAUAGGGGCACUGGUUGGGGGUUCUGGGGUGGCUCUCACAGGGCUGGCUGGGGGUUAUAGGGGGACUGGGCUGGCUCUUCUAGGACUGGUUGGGGGUUAUAUGGGGCUGAUGUGGGGAUUGGGCUGGGGGUUCUGAGCUGCCUCUCCCGGGGCUGGCUGGGGGUUCUGGGGUGGCUCUCACAGGGCUGGCUGAGGGUUAUAGGGGGCUGGGGUGGCUCUCACAGGGCUGGCUGAGGGUUAUAGGGGGCUGGGAUGGCUCUGCUAGGGCUGGAUGGGGGUUAUAGGGGAAUUUAAUUUCUGGAUGUCUCAGGUGGCUCUCCCUAAGCUGGCUGAGGGUUGUAGGGGUAUGUACAAACUGGAUGUCAAGGUUAGCAGUCCCUUAUGGAGCUGUAGAUGUCAGGACCAGGGGAUGUGAGGGACUUCAACUGUAUUACUUUGUUCUGUGAGAUCUGGGUUAAAUUCUUUAGCUUUCCCAUGUGGGUUUUUACUUAAGAUGGCUGCCUCCCUUUUUUGAUGUUCCACAAUGUGGUGGUCCGCCCCACUCUGGGCAUUAUUCACUGAUCUGGAUGAUAGUUUAAAGUCCUAAUAGCACACCUUGUAGGCUGGCUGGAUUCUGAUUUUUGAUCAUGUAAAGAGCUUCCACCAACAGCAGGUGGCUCAGAUUUUAGCCUAUCCCUCAUAGGCCGCACAAGGCUUGCAAUUACUGUGCUGCUGACUUCCUUCUACGUGUUUCCUCUAUGUGAAAACGGGGUGGAGACGAGAUCUGGUGGUUUCUCUUCUGCAGACCUGUGUGCGUCAUAGCACGCCCUGGUGACUAAUGCAGUGAGAAAUCCACUUUAACACUUAUGGUGGCCUCCUGUAGGCUCAGAAGGCAGUUCAACAAAUGGCUUAUUCAUAUAGAAUACUAGGAGCAAUUAUCUCCAGUGUUAACAUGUGACUGUAUCUGCUUUGGGAAAACACAACUAUGCACAAGGCAUUCCUGGGAUUUCAUGCCAGAUUCAAGUGGGCCUAUACACUUAACUGACCACUUAAGACCAUCUAUUUUUGAGCUGUAUUGGGGAGAGCACCUCAGUGUGAACUCAAAUCUAACUUUUUACAGCUUUUAUUUAUAUUGGGACUUAACUCAAUUAUAUCCUGUUAUCUUUACAGAAACCAUGUCUAAGGGACCAGCAGUUGGUAUUGAUCUUGGCACCACCUACUCUUGUGUGGGAGUCUUCCAACAUGGCAAAGUAGAAAUCAUUGCCAAUGACCAAGGUAACCGGACAACACCAAGUUAUGUGGCCUUCACAGACACAGAAAGGCUCAUUGGAGAUGCUGCUAAAAAUCAGGUUGCAAUGAACCCAACGAACACCGUAUUUGGUAAGUCUUUUUAUUUUUAACGGUUAGUUGUAUGGGGGUGUAAGAAAUUGUGAUCCUCUUACAAGGUUAUUCUUUUAGGGAUUGUGUGACAAAUAAGACACACACGUAUAUAAUAUGUAUUGUUGAUAUUGAUCUAGGUUCUUCUUCUUACAGACUUAAAGGGAAUAUACACAUUAUAACCAUUUCAAGUCCAAAACAAAAGAUACUUCUACAUUUAAAUGAAGAUCUUCCCCAUGCACCUUAAUCUUUGGUAGUCUGGGACUUUUUUCAGUUGACCAUGGCACCUCUGCUUCCUGUGACCCUCCCCAAGAGACAGGCCUCCUUGGCUGUCCUUUAAAAGACUGAUUCUUGCAGUCCUUAACUACAUUUCCCAGAAUCCCUUUAACCUCCCAAAAACUGGUUAAUCCUUCACUCUUACACACAUCCUUUUCUUUGAUCCCACGGUAUACUAUAACAUUCUGUAAGCGGUUAGGGUUUUAGGUUGGACAGGGUGGCUUGGGAGGGAGGGGAACAACUUCAUGGUUGCACCUAGAUGUUAAUUACUCUAAUCUUUAUUUUUUUUUUUUUAUUUUAACAUGACCCUUAACCUAUAUAGCAAAGAUUUGUACCCUUUGCCAACCUCCUUUGCUAUGUAAAUGGAAUUCCACUGUGAAACCAGAUGGCUUGUCUUAUUACAUAGCAGUCCUUUGCAAAGCAUAUGUCUAUAGUAAUGGAUUACUGUGGUGUCAGGAAAACACUUGUUUUCCUGACACUAUUUAACCCUUAGGUCACCCCUCCCUCAGGGCUGCCCUCCCCUGGUGCUGAGGGGGUUUAAACCCCCUUUAGUUACUUUAAUCCAGCAAUUGUGACCUCUCUUCCCAGCUUUCAGCUCCAGAGUAGAAUGCACAUGUGCGGCAAGAGCAUUCAAACAGUUCCAGAGUUCUUCUCAGAAAGCCACUAGAGGCCAGAUUAACCCUGAAAUGUAAACAUGGCUGUUUCUCUGAAACUGCUGUUAAUAUCAGAUGGGUUAAAACCUGGGGGACCUGGCACCCAGACCACUUCAUUGAGCUAAAGUAGUCUGGGUGCCUAUAGUGUCAUAUUUUUUUUAAUAGAAAAUAUUAAUCAUGAAAGGCACCCCAUUUCUUACAGGGGUAGCUACAAUGUUAGGAUUGCAUAUUAACUGUUAUCUAAUGUCUGGGAUAAAGUCUCACAAACAUGAAACUUGUGUAAAAUGUUCUAACAAGGUGACUCUCUUAAUAGAUGCCAAGCGUUUGAUUGGCCGCAGAUUCGAGGAUACUGUUGUGCAGUCUGACAUGAAGCACUGGCCCUUCAAUGUUAUAAGUGAUGGAGGCAGACCAAAGGUCGAGGUGGAAUACAAAGGUGAAUCAAAAUCUUUCUAUCCAGAGGAGAUCUCUUCCAUGGUCUUGGUGAAGAUGAAGGAAAUUGCUGAGGCUUACUUGGGCAAGGUAUUAACAGUGUAACGUUUGGAUUUUAUAAGCUUGUCUUAAACAUCGUGUCAGCAGAUCAAUAAGUUUUUGUUUUUUCUUUCCCCUUUUAAAGACCGUGUGCAAUGCAGUAAUCACUGUACCAGCUUACUUCAAUGACUCUCAGCGUCAAGCUACAAAGGAUGCAGGCACAAUCUCUGGCCUCAAUGUGUUGCGUAUAAUUAACGAGCCAACUGCUGCAGCUAUUGCUUAUGGCUUGGAUAAGAAGGUAACCAUUGCAGUGCUAAACUAUACUGUAACUCAUAAGUUUUUUUUUUUUUUAUGAACCAUUGCUGUACAGUAUAAUCGCGGUGAUGAAUGAUUCCAACGCCAUUCGUAGUUUCCACCAGACCUGAGCUGCAAGGCUCAUGAUGGCACAAUACCUUCCUUGGAUGUCUGAGCGAUUAUGUUCCCUUGUUGUGGGGAGCAUUCUUGGUGGCAAAUUACAUGAUCUUGAUGCCAAUUGUGAAUCUGUCAAACUUCCAUCCUAUAAAUAUGUCCAGUAACUUAAUGUUAGCAUUAACUUUAAAGUGCCUCUAGUCACAUAAUGUUUUAUAAACAAAGUUGCUAAGGUUAAAGUGUGCCGGUCUCCUAGCACCAUAAGAGGGGUUAAACGUCACACGUCAAGGUAAGCGUGGACAGGUGCUUUCUGGCACCACUGCAACUUAAUUUAUUUGGAGUUAUUGUGAUUGGUGUCUUAGUAAACUACCAGGCAAGGCCAUAGGAUGCACUCAUUUUUUUUAAUAUUGUAAUAAAGAUGGUGUGCGGUGUCGAAGCUGCUACAAAAAAUACAUGUGCUUGUAAACCGUUAUGCAGUGUUUACCAAAGUGAGUUCUUACAAUUACUUGGGGUAACAAUAUUUUAAGUGUCUCCCACUAGGUUACGCUGGUGCCAAUGUUUUUUUUUUUUUUGUGUAAAGUUUAAUUUCAGUAUAUAAACUUUUUUUUAUAUAUUUUUCCUUCAGGUUGGAGCAGAGAGAAACGUGCUUAUCUUUGAUCUUGGAGGUGGAACUUUUGAUGUCUCCAUCCUGACCAUUGAAGAUGGUAUCUUUGAAGUAAAGUCAACAGCUGGUGACACUCACUUGGGUGGAGAAGAUUUCGAUAACCGCAUGGUGAAUCACUUUGUUGCAGAAUUCAAAAGGAAACACAAGAAGGACAUAAUUGAAAACAAGAGAGCUGUUCGCCGUCUCCGCACUGCCUGUGAACGCGCAAAGCGUACCCUGUCAUCAAGCACUCAGGCUAGCAUUGAAAUUGAUUCCCUCUAUGAAGGAAUUGACUUCUACACCUCCAUUACAAGAGCUCGUUUUGAAGAACUUAAUGCAGAUCUGUUCAGAGGAACCUUGGAUCCAGUUGAGAAGUCACUCCGUGAUGCCAAACUCGACAAAUCACAAAUUCAUGAUAUUGUUCUGGUUGGUGGGUCAACUCGUAUUCCUAAAAUUCAGAAGCUGCUUCAGGACUUUUUCAAUGGAAAGGAACUAAAUAAGAGCAUAAACCCUGAUGAAGCUGUUGCCUAUGGUGCAGGUAUGUUCUGUAAACCUGAUCCCUUGCCUUUCUAUCAUUCGCAGUGAUGAAUGAUUCCAACGCCAUUCGUAGUUUCCACCAGACCUGAGCUGCAAGGCUCAUGAUGGCACAAUACCUUCCUUGGAUGUCUGAGCGAAUAGUCUUGGCUAGAUAAACAUCUGACUUGGUAACAUGAACACUUGCUAAUAUUGCCUCCUUUCUCCAGCUGUGCAGGCUGCCAUCUUGUCUGGUGACAAGUCAGAAAAUGUCCAGGAUCUUCUCUUGCUUGACGUUACCCCUCUGUCACUGGGUAUAGAGACUGCUGGUGGUGUAAUGACUGUCCUCAUCAAGCGUAAUACAACAAUCCCCACAAAGCAGACACAGACCUUCACCACAUACUCUGACAACCAGCCUGGUGUACUGAUUCAGGUAAGAUGUCAGACCAUAUAGGUGGCCUUAAAUGUAGUUCUACCUGUGACAAACCUCUAAAGUAACUUUAUUUUUUUUCUUAAUCUCUAGGUGUAUGAAGGUGAGAGGGCCAUGACCAAGGAUAACAAUCUGUUGGGUAAAUUUGAGUUAACUGGCAUCCCUCCAGCUCCCAGAGGUGUUCCUCAAAUUGAAGUAACCUUUGAUAUUGACGCGAAUGGCAUUCUCAAUGUAUCUGCUGUGGACAAGAGCACAGGCAAAGAAAACAAGAUCACAAUUACAAAUGACAAAGGUAAGCUACUGUCUGAUCUAACUUGUCGCAGUGAUGAAUGAUUCCAAAGCCAUUCGUAGUUUCCACCGGAUGUCGAAAGGCAUAUGACGGCUUUAUACCUUCCUUGGAUGUCUGAGCGACAAAUUAACUUAAAUCUUCUCUGCAUAGAUAACAUGUAUCUCAACACCGCUGAACUUGGUCUAGCAUUCUUACUGUUGAAGUGCAUGUAUGGUUGAUUGCUCAUUGCAUAACUUAAUCUAGCCUUAAGACUGCUUCUGCAUUGGCGUUUCCUUUACUGAUCGAUCUACUCACUCAUUGUUCUGUUUUUACUCUUGCAGGUCGUCUAAGCAAGGAGGACAUUGAGCGUAUGGUCCAAGAAGCUGAGAAAUACAAGGCUGAAGAUGAGAAGCAGAGAGACAAAGUUUCUUCUAAGAACUCAUUGGAGUCCUAUGCUUUCAAUAUGAAAGCAACUGUGGAAGAUGAGAAGCUUAAAGGAAAGAUCAGUGAUGAGGACAAACAGAAGAUCAUGGAUAAAUGCAAUGAGAUUAUCUCCUGGCUAGACAAGAAUCAGGUAUGUGAAGUGACUUAGAAACAAAUUGCAGAGAACUUUUGAAAGGGGGUACAAUUCCUAAAAUUUAAUUUCUAGGCUCAAACUUGUCUUUCACUAUUGAACUGAUCUGCAGGUAGUGAAGAGUAAACUCUAUGCACUCUUCCUGGCUUAUUUUGUGAACUCUAACUCAAUAGAGAAUUUUCGUAAAUCUUUUCAUGGUGGUUGAUGGCUCUACACUGCUGCUUACAGUAUAAGCUGUUGGACAGCUGCAAUAAACAAUCAGACAAAUGUAUACAUGAUUAGUGUGCAGGCUGACUCCAAACUUUCACAACUAUCAGACAGGAAAAGUGUUCAGCCAGCCAAGGGCAAUUACUUUAGAAUAAACAUGUAAACCUAACAUGGGAGAUCUGCAUUAAGUGACACAACAUGCCUGUCGCGGUGAUGAAUGAUUCCAAAGCCAUUCGUAGUUUCCACCAGAUGUCGAAAGGCACAUGAUGGUUUUAUACCUUCCUUGGAUGUCUGAGCGACCUGUCUCCUUGCAAUGGAGGGAGUGGCAGGAAGAUUUCUUACACACCCUCCAGAUUUCAUAGUUCAAUAGUAUAUAUUGGUCCAGAGUUUUUUGUGGAACUGCUACUUGUCCACUUGUUAAAAUCAUACUAUAACUCUAAAUUUUUUUUUUUUUUUCCCAGACUGCUGAAAAGGAAGAGUUUGAACACCAGCAGAAGGAACUGGAGAAGGUUUGCAACCCUAUUAUCACCAAACUGUACCAGGGUGCAGGUGGCAUGCCUGGAGGAAUGCCUGGUGGUAUGCCAGGAGGCUUCCCUGGUGCUGGUGAACACACCGGUGGAUCAUCUGGACCCACUAUUGAAGAGGUCGACUAAUCCUAAAAUGGAACACCAUUCCUCGGGUUUUCUCGUCUCUAUUCCUAGGACACUUUGUAUUGGCUGUUCAGAAUUAAUUCCCAUAAGCUGCUGUAAAAUUAUUUUCAGGGGCAUUAAUACUUGAAGUCACUCCAUAAUGCAGGAGAAAAGAACACCAUUGCACUUACUCACUGUACUGUAAACCUAUGGGUCCAGAUGAAUAAAAUCCUCCUUAAUUGGCAACUUGUGUCUGUAGAAA
Molecule: messenger RNA, 7042 nt
Organism: Pelobates cultripes (western spadefoot toad)
Lineage: Eukaryota; Metazoa; Chordata; Amphibia; Anura; Pelobatidae
Source: the annotation of a GenBank genome assembly